Messenger RNA from Girardinichthys multiradiatus, 8373 nucleotides. It is a transcript of the gene lin28b, whose product is annotated as lin-28 homolog B (C. elegans). The record is from RefSeq and is a predicted model, not a curated record. Gene Ontology annotation, molecular function: zinc ion binding; nucleic acid binding. The transcript has 4 exons. Lineage: Eukaryota; Metazoa; Chordata; Actinopteri; Cyprinodontiformes; Goodeidae. Bases 186 to 893 code for a protein of 235 amino acids.
GGCAUCGGAGGGAAGAGAGAAAGACAUGACAAAAAUAUCAAAAGGCAGAAAGCACGCCGUACCAUGCGAGCCAAACUGGGGACCGACGGGAUCGAGGAUGUCGGAUUAAUGGUGACGACCGCAGCCCGUUUUCGCAGAGGAAGCUUCUCUAUCGUAACUUGGGCGCAGAGGGUCCGCGGGGAAACAUGGCCGAAGGAGGGCCGGGUAAAGGUGGCGGUAGCGGAGAAGACCCCGCCAAGUCCACCGAGCAGGAGGAGAGGACUCGAGCCCAGAUCCUGUCCGGAUCGGGCUUCUGCAAGUGGUUCAAUGUCCGGAUGGGCUUUGGAUUUAUAUCAAUGACGAAUAGCGAAGGGAGCCCCGUCGACCCGCCUCUGGAUGUUUUCGUCCACCAAAGCAAACUAGUGAUGGAGGGUUUCCGCAGCUUAAAGGAGGGUGAGCAGGUGGAGUUCACCUAUAAGAAGUCCUCUAAGGGCCUGGAGUCCCUGCGGGUGACCGGACCUGGUGGAGGACCGUGUGCAGGCAGUGAGAGGAGACCUAAAGGGAAAGUCCCACUCCAGAAACGUAAACCAAAGGGAGAUCGCUGUUAUAACUGUGGAGGUCUGGAUCACCAUGCCAAGGAGUGUGGAUUGCCCCCCCAGCCAAAGAAAUGCCACUACUGCCAGAGCAUCACUCACAUGGUAGCUCAGUGUCCCCACAAGGCUCUGGCACCCGUCGUAGGCUCUCAGGACCAGCAAGCGUCUACCUCGGCCUCCGCUCCAGGCACCGGGUCUCACCUCUGCCUCCCCGAGGAGGAAGAGCGUACUGGCUCAUCUCCCUUGGAGGGAUCCUCCUCGUCACCAGAGGAGCCCCACACACACCGCAACUCGUGGGCCCAAAGGUGGAGGAAAUCCUGAACAUUUUCCAUAGAGGUGAACUUUUUCCAACGCAUAGCCUCUGACUUUCGUGUCUACCCUCAGUCAAGGUUACCUGAAGCCCCAUUUCCUCCUUGUCUACCUCACAUUUGUGAAAAAAUGGGAGGUCUUUAUUUCUUUAUUUUCAUUGUGUUAUUUUUCUAACCAGCAAAACUGUGGGAGCAAUCAGUCGGGGUGCGGACGUGCAUGAAUGUGUGAGACUGUCUUGCAGUCAUCUGGUGCAGCUAUGAAAAUGACUGCUGGAUAGGUGACUGCAGGGAAUAAUUCUUUAUGUUUCAAUCUGUGCAGCUCAAUGGUGAAAUGUGAUUAGUGUGUAGGUUUUGAUGACCGUGGUAUUUCUGUUCCCCCUUGGACCUGAAGGGUGGCUAUUUUAAAUGCCCCCUCCACACUUAUGUUGCAGACUUAAAGCCACAACUUUAUACUGUAGGCUUAAUCAUUCGGUUAAAAAAAAUAUCCUGAUUGCAUCUUCACAGCACACGGGGUAGUUCAUUUUAAAAAGGAUUAGGGGCCAACUCUUAAGAGCUUGAGUCCCUCUAAGUAAUAAUCCAGACCCACAGGACUUUUUGCCUGGCUUCUAAAGAUCUUUUGGGGAAACUUAAUGCAUUCCUGAGAGGUUGUUUAAAAAGCCGCUGAGCUGCUCGAGUACGUUCUCUCUAAUUUCGAAACCCUCGAUACAUAUCUCUUUCAUGACACAGACUGGACCAACUGAUUGUUGAAGUGUGAGCAAGUGCAAGACUUAAGAACAAAGGAGAGCGUGUGCUUGGCAUGGAUACUCUGAAAGAAAUGACAAUUGUCAAACUGGAGCACUGUCUUCAUGUGCGAGGCUUGGCUGUUAACUCCACUGUUUGCCUAUUAUCACAGAUAGACACAUGUUAUACACGACAAAUAUAUAAUCAGUCUAGAUCAUAGCUUAGAUUUUAAGUAAAGGCCUUAUCAUUUGACUUCCAUUUUGGUUGCUGCGUAAUUAGUUGAAAGUAGUUUUUAAUAUAUAUGUAAAGUUACAAGAUAUAAUUAAGAUUAUAUUAACAUUAAGUAAUCAUAUAUAAGGAAUUAGCUCUGAAGUAGGUGCAAACCCCUGUUUUAAGUGCAUGGGACACAUUGUGGUGUGUAAAAAUUCUCCCUCUAUUUAAACUUUACAUUUUCAAUGUAGACAAUUCCAUUUUUCCAAAAAGGUACUUCACUCUUGCUCAUGUUGAUCAGUUCAUACAGUUCCUUGCAAAACUAUUCACACCCCUUAAACUUUUUCCAUGCAUUUGUUUUUGUAAUGACAAACUUUAACACAUCUUUUAGGGAUUUCAUAUUAUAGACGAACACAAAGUAGUGGAUAUCUCAAUUCAGAUUAGGUUAUUUUUAAAUGCUUGGUGGGUAUUUGUAUUCGGCCUCCCUAAUUCAAUACUUUUUGCUGCAAUUACAGGUGCAAAUCUGCCCUAGAUGUGUGCCCGACUAGCUUUACAUAUAAAGAGACUGCAGUUUCUUUCCAUUCUUCUUUGCAAAAUUCUUCAGGCUCUGUCAAAUAGGAUUGUGAGCAUCAAUUUUCAAGUCUUGCCACAGAUUCUCAACUGGAUUUUGGUCUGGCCUUUGACUGGGCCAUUCUAGCACAUGAAUAUACUUCUGUUCUGAACCAUUCAUUUAGAGCUCUGACUGUAAGGAUUCAAUCUUUUGCAGUCUGACAGGUUUUCUUCCAGGACUGCCAGCAAUCAGCUCUAUUCAUCUUCCCAUCAACUUCGGCCUACUUCCUUAGAAUAGAAUUUUAAUAGGAAUUUUGAGGCCCGGUUCACCUCUGAAGGCAGUUGUUUGCAUUUGAUUUUUCGAGGGGUGUCAGAGUAAAGGGGGCUGAAUGUGAAUACACAUCACACUUUUAAGAUACUUAUUUGAAAAAUAAGAAUUGAAAACCAAUUAUUGUUUUUCUUUUUGCUCAGUCAAAGAAAAUCCUAAUAAAAUUCAUGUAGUUGUGGUUGUAACUUGGAAAAAAAAUGUUGUGAGCAUAAUACUUUUGCAAGUUACUGCAUGGUCACAGCACAACUCACCUAGAAGGUGUAGUUUCUAACAUAACCUCAUUAUCAUAGCUGCUUUACUUACGUAAUACCUCACAACUUCUUCUUUCGGGAAGCGAAUGUCGAUAAUGUGUGCUCUCUUAGUGUUUUUUUUUUAUGUUUGUCAGUAAAAUCGAACCAUAUUUUUCUCAUCCGUCAGUGCCUAGUGUUUGUCAGUCAGCACCGGCCAGGUGAUGGGAUGACAUCUCUGCUGCUGCUGCUGCUUCAGACUCAAAACAAUAGAGGGAGAAAUAGUUGAAUGGAUUACGUUCCUUUUGGUAUAACUUGAAAACCAAGCAUGUCUUUAGUGGCACUUACUGACCCUAACAGCUCUUCUCUGACCAUACUGAAUGUGAAAAGAGCUCAUCUGAAGUCGACUCCUCACAAAGUUCACGUAAGGUCGCUUUGGAAUUGUAUCUUAAUGUUCUGACAAAUCAAAUAACCUUGUACAAUUAUGUCAAACAGGCUUGUGUGCUGUUUAAAAGCUCUAUAAAGACAACUAACGUUUUUGGUAUAUUUCUAUACCAAAGUGUUGUUUUUUUUUUUAUUAUUUCUUGAAGACAUUUACAGUUAAGACUUGCUGAAGUGCUUGCUAUUCCAGCUCUUUCAGAAUUAGAGCAUCUUAUUGCUGAAAGUGCAACAAAGUGUUUUCUAAAUAAUACAAAGCUUUGAAUAUGUGCGUGCAUGGAAAAUCAAACAACAAAUGCAGCUUGACAGAAAAAAAGGUGGUCAACCAGACUGCAGCUCAUGCUUAAAUCUGGAUGGAAACAUCUUUUGUAUGACAUAUUUUUACAUUUUUACACACAGGUCCUCUCAGGAUGAUUAACUCGUCUCAGGGAAAUAACCAAAAAAAAAACGAAGUGUAUAUUAUUCUUUUGGGAAUCAUCCACUGACGGACUCCACAAACUCUUAAGCAAUGGUGAAGAGACAUAUAACCAGUUCAAGUACUGAUGUUAGCAACUACCUCUUGAGUUAUACAUAGCUGUUUUUGUUUUUCUUUUCCUUUUUUUUUACGAGCUGUAUUGUUAAUUUUAGGUCUGCAUAAAACAGGUGUUUGUGUUAGAAAGUCUUUUAUGUUGCCACAGAUUUCCCGGUCUUCCUUUCCAGAUUUAAUAAUGUUCUUUCUUACUGGAAAACCAUUGUUGUUUUUUUUUGUUUGUUUACAGCAAAAACCUACCUCAUUAGCUGUAUUUCCCUAGAAACUCCUGACCUCCUCCCAGUCCAUAUGCCUCUUCCAUGCAAUUGUGUCACAAUGCGGUUUUAACAAAUCAGCCCUGACGUUGCCUCCCACUUAUUUUUCUAUCAUUUAUUACAGUCUGUUACUUUUUAUUAGCAUUUAUUUCCCCUAAAGCUUUUACAAGAUCUCAAAUCUGCAAGUAAUGAGUAAAUGCCCAUUACUUUUCACAAAACCAGUGAGUUACCUCAGUUCAUUGGGCUAGCUAAACACAAAUGAAAUAUUUUAUGGUUAUGAGUCUCAAUUUGAAAGUACUACAACUGUUGUUUUGACUUUGUAUUUAUCAUAACUGUUUUUAUAACCACUUGAUGUGAUUUGCCUAAGGAGAAGAAGAAUAGGUUUGCCCUUGAGCAAGGAUUGCCUGUGUUUGUUUUAUCUCUACGACUUGUUACCAAAUAGAUGUUAUUAUAACCUGUUUACAGGCUCCAUGGUAAUGGCCUUAGUCAGCCAUUUUCACAGCUCAAGAUAAUCAAAAGCUGCGUUGCUCAGAGAUGAUGCUAAUUGAUGUUAACAAUGAUUGUAUUAAUGCAAAGUGAUGUUUUUUAUAUAUUAGAGAUAAUAUUUACCUUGAAAAUCAGUAGAUUUUGUACUAAUGGUGAUUUGUUUUCAUUUAGUUUGACAUUCCUAAAAGUGUUUAUGAAGAAAAAAUUUUGUUCCAAAAUACUAACUCAAAAUAUCAAACAUUGCAUAAAAAAAGCAGUAUUACACUUCACAAUCAAUUGAGAAGAUUGCUGUGUGCAGGUGGAUCUGCACAUUGGACUGAAGGCUUGUUUAAAUGCUUGUUUCGGGAUGUAAACAAAAACAUGACUUUCUUUAAUAUUUUAUUUUUAUCAGUUUUCAGUGCUCUGAAAAACUUUCUCUCCCGUUACAGAUUUCUUCUGUUUUUGGUUUUUUGUCACAUCUAAAGGUUUUAGAUCAUCAAAACAAUUUUCAAAUCAGACAAAAUAACCUGACAAUAGAAUUUAUUAAGGAAAAAAGCUACACAAACCAAUUGGGUACUGAGUGAAAACGUAAUUUCCCCCUUGUUAAAUCAUGAAUUGACUGGUUAAUAACAAUUUUCGAUUCAGCUUCACUUGCCGCAUUCUGGCCUGAUUAAUGAUAGAUCUAUUGGAUUCAGAAAGCACUGAAGUAGAACCCGACUGACAACAUGAAGUAGGCAAAACCUAGCCUAGAUAAAACUAAGCAAUUAUUUCAGAGAAAGAACAUCAUACUGACAGUCGAGCAUGUUGGUGGUAGUGUGAUGCUGUGGUGUUUGACGGCCUUGACUGCUUGCUGUAAUUGCUGGAAUCGUGAAUUCUGAUCUCCGUGUAGGAGAAUGCCUACCAUCUGUUCAUAUCCUUAGGUUGUGAAAAACCUCUGAAAAACAAAAUGAAGGCUAUACGAUGGCCUGGUUAAAAUGUGGAGUUAAAUCUGAUUGAGAUUUUGUGCCAUGACCUUAAAAUGCAGUUCUUGGUAUGAACGUGCAUUACGUGCGAUAUGAUCCAGUGUGGCUAAAUUAAAACAAUUCUGCAGAAACGUAUGCAACGAAAUUCCAUGUAAAAGACUCAUUUUCAGUUAUCAAACACUUGAUGGCAGUUGUUUCUGCCAAGCCAUUAGCGGUAGAGGGCAAUUGCUUUUUCAAAAUGGUCAUUUUGGUUUGAAUAGCUUUUUCUGCUUAAUAAAUUAAGGCAUUAUUUUAAAACUGUAUUUUGAAUUUGCAUCUGUUAUCAUUGUCUGGUAUUGAAAUUUCUUGAAGAAUCUGAAACAUGUAAGUUUGACAAAAAAAGAAAAAAUCUUUGGGGCAAAUAUCUAUAAUACAGCACUGAAACUACUGUCUAAUGUAUUUAAUGGCACAAAGAAACAAGGUGUGGUUUUUCAGGGCAGUAUAUAGUGUAAGAAAUUUCACUCUUGUUUAUGUCUCAUAAAUUUCUAUUUUCUGUCAUAUACAUUUCUGUUAUGUCUUUGUUAAGGAAAAAAAGGAAAACACUUGUAAUCAUUUGCCAGAUUCUGAAUCUGGCAAAUGAAAAUCUGGCUAUAUUAAAUGCAGUUCAGAGCCACAACAGAACAUGAAAAAACUUUGAAGGAUUCCCAAAACAAUGUGUUACAUAUUUGUUUGAUAGCAGACAUUGGGGAAAAUCUCCCACUGUGUACUAAACAAACGUUUUUACCUUUUUACUGGUUAGAUAUCCAUCUCAAUUGAGCUAUACUAUUUUUUAUUUUUUUUAAAACUCUGAAUGUAAAAUUUUGUUUUGCAGCAGUACUGAAAAACAUUUUGUCCCUGGAAAUCAGACAUUUAAGUCAGAAAUUUGACAAGAACAGACCCUAAAGUCGGGAUCAUGAUUGGGAUAGUCAGAGCUUACGGAGCAGCUCUGAGUUCAUUCUCUAAUAUGGCUCCUGCAUUCAUAAAAUCUAAUGAAAAUUGCCAAAUCCUUGUAUCUUAUUAAACCAGUGGCAUACAUAGUGCUGUAAAAUGUCUAUUUGUGAUCAUGUUUCUUUUGUGUUUGAACACAUAAAUGGAGAGAAAUAUGUUAUUGGCUUGUACUGCUAAUAUUAGAACCAAAACGGUAACUCCCAGAGAUUUUCUGACUUCCAACUAGACUACACACAACAUUCCCAGCUACCAGUUGUAACUCCCAAGACAAAUCAAACGCAGCAAUCGAUGAUGCUCUGGCCAGUGAAAAUGUCGCUGAGCCAAAAACCUUUCAGUAGACCCAACCUUGUUCCCAUCAAGCCGUCUUUGGCACAAUGCAUGUUUUAAGGUUUUGAAUCAUAUUUUCCAAAGCAAAAAAUAAAAUCAUUGGUUUUCCGUUUUGUAUUUGCAUCUCUGCAAAACAAAAAUUGGAGCCAAACUGUUUCUGUAGCUUUUAAAGGAAACAAAGUUGGCCAUUUUUAUUUGAUUAAUUUUAGUACAAUGUAGUUGUAUGUAGUUCAUGACAAGCUGAAAUAAGCUACACAGUGGCCCCUUUUUUGUAAUCUAAACAACACCAUCUCAUCAUACUUUAGCUAUAUAUUAUAUACAAGCACAGUAUUUUAGCAUGUCUGCAAAAAAUGUUGACUUCAGUCUUCUCCAAUUGUAUUUGUGAAAUAACCUUUGUUUUUCACACAAUUAUGAGUUUUUUGUCCAACAAAAUUAUUAGAGUAUGAGGAAGCUAGAACAGGUCAAGGAGAAAACAGUAUUUUAAUUUAGAUAGGCCACAAUGCUAAUCUUUAGAUAAAUCUUUGAUUGUGGCAAUGAACGCAUUCUACAAAUGUCUUUAUUUGUGCCUCAAAGACUUAUUCAAAAGUUCAAAUCCUUUGAAUACUCAGCUUGUUAUGAUAAAUGCAACAAGUUAAAUAUCUGCUGCACUGAGUUACCAACCUUUUAUAGACAGACGGAAUGUACAAAGACAUUGAUGCAGGGCAGGGAAACGUUCAGCCGGUUUAAACGCUAUCCUAUGUGCUUGUUCAGAGGCUGGUCAGAUCACAUACCUCAGCUGCUGCCUUUGACAUCUGCUCUAUGUUUUGCCUUGGACUCUUUAGGUACAAUGUUCUGUUUCUUUUGUUAUUUUUAUCUUAAUAGAAGUGCUUUCAGAAGUGUUUAUGUAAAAGCCGUACCCGAACAUUGAACUUUUUAGGGGCCGUUAAAUCCAACCAAUUGCAGAUCCCUUUAUGUACUGAUGAAUAACCUAAAUUUUUCCAUGUUUGUACAUGUUUUUAAUCUCUACAUUAUUGCCAGAGAGUCUUUUAUUCUGUUUCCACAAUUCUGUAAAAUUAAAGCAUUGAUUGCUUUUGAACUGGGAAAAUGUUCCUCUUUGUGCAAAUCAAUCAUUAUUUUAGUCUCAGUGUAAGUGUACUGCUUUUUAUUUCUGUGAAGUUUAAAAAAAGUCUUUAAUGUUUCAUUUGAUUGGAAAAUAAACCUAUUAUAGCAACAUUAAAUUACAUAUUAUUCCUCCAAGAUACUCAGAUACCUUUAAAAAAAACAACUCAGAUUUAAUAUCUGAAAACCUCUGUGCACUGACAUCAGUCUGUAGCCUGAAAGGGCCUACCUUGUUGUAAAGGAGGAACCUUUAGAUUUUACACAUCAAGGUCAGUUUAUCCAUUGUGCAAGAGAUGUUAAUCAGAUUCAAUUAUACAUUGUAGCUGUGGAGAUAGUUAUUUCAAUAAAUCAGCGCUGAAGAAUGUGGCAUUUUUUCAAAGCCUAAUGUACGAAAGAAAUAAAAAUCUGCUGUAUACUGGA